AUGAUCCUCUCAAGGGUCAGAGAACGCUGGCCACGGUUGCCUGAUGGUACUCGCAUCAGCGGCCCAGAGUUGUUCGAACUCAUCCGAGACGACAGCCCCCUCCCUCCUCUCUGGGAUCUGAAGGCAGUUAUUGAAGAAAUCGAAGAGAACUUUGGAGUAGAUGUUCACGAUAUCCCCAUCUUUCAGUAUGGAGUCAGUAAUCAGGUCAUUUGGUGUGACUUGUCGAAUGGCGAACGGAUCCUCGCUCGUCUCGGACACAGCGAUAUUAACAAACCUGAUCGCGACAGUUACCCCAGACAUAUUGAGCUGUCAGACGCCAAUUAUGAAGCGGCGUUGUAUGAGAUCCUGCUUCCUGAGUCCGCUGAGAUCAAAAUCGCACCUCUGCUAUACAACCGUGUCCCUCAGGUUGUCUCUGGUCCCCCAACCCAGGAUCCCACUGAUAUCCUGGGUCGUCGUUUCUGUGUGUUUGAAGCGCCGGAGGGGUUUCCAAAUGCAUGGCAUGAACUUGACGCCGACGACAAGAUCCUCUUCGUAAAGCAAGCCGCUCACCUGCGUGCUGCACUCUUCAACUUCAGCCCCCCUCACGGCUUCGUCUCCAGAUUCCUAGCGGAGCGCAUACCCAGCUCUUUCAGACCCAUCCAUCUAUCUGCCCCCGUAACCCCGACUCGCGAGUUCUGCAUUGCUCUACUCAAGGCCAAAAUCGAAGCCACAAUCAUGAACCUGGGAGACAUCAUCGGCUGGCCCUCCGACAACAACGUCGUUGGGCCCUUCGCCACCGCCGCAAAGCAAUCUCUCCUUCGGCUUGUGCCUUACCUAUUACCCCCCGAGACUAACGACGGCAUCUUUUACCGCUUCGUGAUUGAUCAUGGCGAUUUCGGGAUCUGGAACUUUACGUCCACGGUUGAUGAUGAGGAUGAGGAUGACGACAAACCGGUUAUCACGUCCAUGUUUGGCUGGGACAUGAGCGCAGUUGUGCCCGCCAUCUUUUCGGAUUUGAAACUUGGUCUGGAAUGUGAUCUUAUCGCCGACGACGACGGCAACCCCGUGAUCUCUCGCGUGCCUCGUAACGCACCUGCCUCGAAGCGUGCUGAGUACAAUGUGUGGUCUCAUGAGUACAUCACGGCCCCGGACUACGAGACCAUCAUCCAACAAGCCCACGACGCACGCUACCUCUGGUUCGCUCUUCGCAACUGGCUCGGCACUUAUCCAGAGAUCUUUUUCGGGGAGUUGGGUAUUUGGGCUGAGAAGAAGUUGAAGCAUUUCACUGGUUCGGGUUCGCGGGUUGAUGGUACUAUCAGUCCUUUUGAUAGCCCAUGA
This is a messenger RNA of Talaromyces marneffei, 1317 nucleotides long. RefSeq lists its product as uncharacterized. The record is from RefSeq and is a predicted model, not a curated record. Bases 1 to 1317 code for a protein of 438 amino acids. The transcript has 4 exons. NCBI's taxonomy places the organism in Eukaryota, Fungi, Ascomycota, Eurotiomycetes, Eurotiales, Trichocomaceae.